GUUGUCCUUCGACCUCAACAUCGACCUCGACGCGGCAAGUCUACAAGUCACUUGUACGGGUCCAUGUCUCUCGGUGGCCGCAUUAUUGGCUCUGGAGUGUGUCACAGACUAUUUCUUCACCGCUUCUACUCUCUUCCUUCAUCGUCAGAGUUUCUCAAAAAAUGGUCCACUCCUUCAUCUCCUCGCUCUAUUCUCGACGACGACGAUCUUCCAGUUGACUUAUCCGAAGAUAACGAUGCGGUAAACCGAGUCAGGCGUAACCCGACCCCUUUGCAUCGUCGAAAACCUUCGAAAAUUCCGACGCCAUCUGAAUACAAAACACAUCGAAAGGCCAUGCAACGCGUUUUUCCUGAAGGUUGGAACCCACCUAAAAAGCUGAGUCGUGAGGCGAUGGAAGGGCUUCGAGAAUUGUAUCAUCUGGACAAGGAGAAAUUCUCUACCCCAGUUCUCGCUCAGAAAUUCAGGAUCAGCCCGGAAGCGGUUAGGAGGAUCUUGAAGAGCAACUGGCAACAGCCUGGGGAGAAGAGGAGAAAACUGAUAGCGAGAGACAAGCAGUAUCUGACUCUCACGAAACUAAAGGAGAGGUUGAAGGAGAGAAUGGAGGCGGACAAGGCUUUAGAGAAUACAGGACGGACAAUUGGCGUUGAUUCAAAAGAUACGUUAACAUUUCAAUAAUGUAACUUGGGAGUCUGCAUUUCUGGUUAGAUGAUAGUCUAUUUGCCAUUAGUUACUACAAGAAACAGGGUAUGUAUGUUACAACGAAUGCUAAUAUAUCAAUAG
Messenger RNA from Marasmius oreades (fairy-ring Marasmius), 780 nucleotides. RefSeq lists its product as uncharacterized. The transcript has a single exon. The record is from RefSeq and is a predicted model, not a curated record. Bases 64 to 675 code for a protein of 203 amino acids. Gene Ontology annotation, cellular component: nucleus. Lineage: Eukaryota; Fungi; Basidiomycota; Agaricomycetes; Agaricales; Marasmiaceae.